GCGUGAACUCAGUUUUCUUCGCGGUGGAGAAUCGCGACGCGAGGAUUCAAGCCCGGACGCUCCGUUCUGUUUCCAUUCUGCAGCGAGAGUGCGAGGUGAGACUCAUCGAUCUAGGAAGAGAUCAUUGGGAUUUUUAUAGCUAGUGGAACCGUGGCGACCGACGUCUUGAUCGAAUCGUCUUGACGCCAUAGAUAGUCGGAUUGGAACGUUGCGAGAUGCUCGUGGGACUAAUUUGUUUUGAAAUAAUUUUUUGAGUUAUACAAUUUUUUUUUUCGAAUUUAUUUUCAUCAAACAUGAUCGUGAAGUGCAGAUGAUACGUAAUAAUAUUUGUAGUGAUAAUAAUAAUAAUUAUACUGAUAAUAGAUGGUUAAGUCGAAUUUAAAAAAAAAAAAUUUACUUCGGUAUUUAACGUUAGGACGAGUUUGAUAUUGAGUUACGAAUCUUUAGAGAGAAAAAAUUUUUUGACUAAAAACGGUGGCUUCAUCGUUAAAGACUGCGAGAAGGAUCGAUACGAGCUUAUAGAAUGAAGGGUGACGACAGCGUAGGGGAUGAUGGGCUUGGUAAGGGCAAUGGAGGAUACUUGAAUCAUGCUCUGAGUAGAUCACAUGGAAGUCUCGAUCUUGGCCAUUCGAAUGGAUCGCAGACACUUAAUAACUCGCAUGGACCACAUCGCGAGAUACAAGGAUCAUCCGACUUCAUCUUGGUGGAGGAACCAGGGGAUGAAGACGUGAAACAGAAAAACGGCGCAAUCGACUCAAUCGUGCGCUAUGCGUCGCGACGCGCCAAGGCCGUUUGCACUAAGAAGACCUUGUACAAGAGACUGCCUGUACUGAGAUGGCUGCCAAGAUACAACGGGCAGGAUGCACUAGGUGAUCUGGUAGCUGGUAUCACAGUAGGACUCACUGUCAUUCCACAAUCGUUGGCUUACUCGAACGUGGCUGGAUUAUCGCCUGAGUAUGGAUUGUAUGGCAGCUUUCUUGGAUGCUUCAUCUACAUCAUAUUUGGAUCCUGCAAGGAUAUACCUCUGGGACCCACUGCCAUAGUGUCCUUAUUAACUUACCAAACUGUAGCCCAUUUGGACUCACCUGCACAACAUGCUGUGCUUCUUUGUUUUUUGGCUGGUCUCGUGGAACUACUUAUGGGCGUAUUUGGCCUUGGAUUCUUAAUAGAUUUUGUAUCUGGUCCAGUAAGCUCUGGCUUCACCUCGGCAGUGGCCCUUAUUAUAGUGUCAUCCCAAAUUAAAGAUAUUUUGGGUAUCACCGCUCAAGGAUCUACGUUCAUACAGAUGUGGAAAAGUAUAUCUGAAAAUAUUCACAACACUUCCGCUUGGGAUGCUACUCUUGGAGCUUCCUGUAUAGCUGUGCUUCUAAUACUUAGGAUCGUGGCUUCUAUCACAGUCGGUCCCGAAGAAGAGGAACUACGUACAACGAAACACAAAAUUGUAAAUAAGAUCUUAUGGCUGACAGGCACCUCGCGAAAUGCCUUACUUGUCGUCGUGUGCGGCAUCCUGGGAUACAGUUUCACUAAUAACGCACCAUUCAAGUUAAUCGGUCACAUACCUGGUGGUAUGCCUGCUGUACAAUUGCCACCAUUCGGAUACACAAAGGACGGUAACACUACGGUCUCUUUCAUGGAGAUGUGUUCGAAUCUUGGUAGCGGGAUUUUGGUCUUGCCUCUUAUCUCUCUGAUGGAGGACGUUGCCAUUUGCAAGGCUUUCGCCAAUGGAAAGUCCGUGGACGCUACCCAGGAACUGAUAGCCAUUGGAAUGUCAAAUAUAGGCAAUUCGUUUGUUCAAUCCUUCCCCGGAACUGGAUCUCUCAGUAGAAGUGCCGUGAAUAAUGCAUCCGGCGUACGUACGCCAAUGGGUGGCUUGUAUACAGGUCUUCUAGUAAUACUGGCACUAUUGUUCCUAACGCCAUAUUUCAGCUAUAUACCAAGAGCCUCUCUAGCAGCCAUCAUCAUUGCUGCUGUUAUCUUCAUGGUGGAAGUCAGGGUUGUAAAGCCAAUGUGGAGAACGAAAAAAUCCGAUCUUAUACCUGGUCUGGGUACAUUCAUAGCCUGUUUGGUACUUCAGCUGGAAAUUGGAAUUCUCUGCGGUAUUGGAAUUAACGUACUAUUCAUUCUGUAUCAUGCGGCAAGGCCUAAGAUCUCUGUAGAGAAACUCCUGACGUGUUGUGGCAUUGAGUACCUAAUGCUCACGCCCGAUCGUUGCCUAAUAUUCCCAUCGGUGGAUUACGUCCGGAACCUGGUGACUAAGUAUAGCCGUCGUGGAGGUAGCGUCGAGACGCCUGUGGUUAUCGAUUGCUCUCAUAUUUAUGGUGCUGAUUUCACGGCUGCUACUGUCAUCGAGACUUUGACAAAGGACUUUGCUGCUCGAGGACAACCCCUCUUCUUCUAUAAUCUCAAACCCUCGGUGUACGCCGUUUUCGAGGGCGUCGCUCCUACUGACUUUGUCGUUUAUUAUACCCAGGAGGCGCUCGACGAUCUGCUCAAGGAACGAGGCUACUUCAAGCAAUUAAAACAAGACGUACCACCGGCAUAGGACGUUUCUCAAUAUACAUCAAGACGUCCAGUGGGCGUUACGAUCCGUCCGAGUUCAGGGUGCACUCGAUGCACGUAUACAAUGAACGGUAUUAAAUUUGUAAAGUUGUUAAAGAAAGGAAGUCCCUGUGGAAGAAAGACAUUUUUUUCUCAAAGAAUACAGAGAGAACAGCUUCCCGACAUUGGAGUCUCUCAGCGCAACAAGUGGCUCUACGUAUGGAUACUGAAAAAUGUCUUUUUCACAGUGUGAAUCGUGAGUAUUCGUGAAUCUUCAUGAAAGUCCGAUGAAGACUUUAUUUUCACGAUUUUUGUGGUACCUGCCAAGUUCAGUACAAGUACACUUUGCUAUUGAUUCGCUUUGAUUUGAUUUACAUUUGUAUCCUGCGAACAUAUAUCAAUAUGCGAUUCAGAUUGAUUUAUUCGUAUGGCAAUUACGUGAACAAAAUAGAGUAUAGAGAAUAACUAGGCAUGAAGCACGAAUCAAUUACGAAUACAGUUCCAAGUAUAGAAGAAAUCGGUAAUAACGAUGAACAACAUUGUUUGUUAGAUAGGAUGUAAAAUAGAUUGUUUCAUGUCGAUGGCAGAUUUUGAGGGAUCGACUUGUAAAUAACAUAAUUUCAUGAUCCUACUGACGAAGAGGGUCAUUCCUUUGAAUAGUGUUCGAAGAGUAUCGAAGGGAGGAUUAAUAAUUCAAUAUAAAUGAAAUAUAUUCAAAUGGGGAAUAAGGGGUCAUUCUUGCAUUCUUCUCAAGCAAUUUAAUGUGACCAUUUGGUCACUGUCGAUAAUAGCAUUAGAAACGGUAUAUAAGAUUCCAGCACAAUUAGAGAAAAAUUUAAUUAAUCACAGAUGGAUAUAUCGGUCGAUGAUGAAUUGUAUGAAAAUGUAAAAAUUUCAAGAAAACUCGUUAGUUUCAAUGUCAUUGGCUGAUUCAACUCGUUGAACGUCUAGCGUGUAGAUAAUUCUAGCCGAUGCUUCGAAGUAAGUUAAAAAAUAGAAACAGAGUAACUAUCGUAAGCAGUACUGAUCUAAAGAAUAUUUAUGCGUAAAUUCUUUAUAGGUUAUAUAUAAUUGUACAUCGUUUAUUUUAUUAUAGGUAUCACUGUACUCUUCGUCUAUAGUGUUUCCUUUUUUUUACAUGCGCCAUUAUAGUAUUUGAAUAUAACGUUACUCAAGUACUUACCUCAAUUGAUUAGGACGUCGCGACGCCCUUUGGCGUCACGUAUUUAUCAUUUCUUGGCAGCAGUGUUUUCUCUUUCCAUUGUCAUAGCGUCAGCCGAGUGUCCUGUAUAAAUAUAAAUGUCCAAGUGUGCCCUAAGAAUAUACGGCAGAACGGUAAAACGAAAGAGAGAUAAGAAAAUUAAAAGAAAAAAGAAAAGUCCUGUAACACCGGGUGACUCUGGAGCAUCGCGUGUUGCGUUAGAAUUGCGCAAAAUUGCUUCAACGGCAGCAUCUAUAUGUAUAUAUAUAUAUAAAUAUUAAGUUUAAAAAUACUGUGAUAAUUUUUGUAUGAAAAGAGAAAUCAAAUAAAAGAGGGAUAACAAAAAAAGAACUAAGCAUAUACAAGAACAAGAUCGACGAUAAGAAUAAAUUUACAAUUUAUGUCGACGAUGUUGGGCCGUUACAAUAAAACAUUUAAUUAUUUUAAGCAAACGUCGCCGUGACGCUCUCUCGUUGUUCCUGUUACUAAGCGAUUGAAGGGUAUUAACAAUAAGAAUAAGAAUAAAUAAAAAAAAAAUACAAGAUAAGAAGGUAAUUCGGUUAAUCCUGUUACAUAAUGGGUAAUCGAAUAAUAAAAUGGCAUGACUCAACCGAUA
Molecule: messenger RNA, 4355 nt
Organism: Cephus cinctus (wheat stem sawfly)
Lineage: Eukaryota; Metazoa; Arthropoda; Insecta; Hymenoptera; Cephidae
Gene: Esp
Product: sodium-independent sulfate anion transporter
Exons: 11
Coding region: 524-2542 (672 amino acids)
Biological process (GO): transmembrane transport
Cellular component (GO): membrane
Molecular function (GO): sulfate transmembrane transporter activity
Source: RefSeq, a predicted model, not a curated record